This is a messenger RNA of Aspergillus pseudotamarii, 1099 nucleotides long. Its product is annotated as adenylyl-sulfate kinase. The coding region runs from base 200 to 841 and encodes 213 amino acids. The transcript has a single exon. Gene Ontology annotation, molecular function: ATP binding; adenylylsulfate kinase activity. Gene Ontology annotation, biological process: sulfate assimilation. The record is from RefSeq and is a predicted model, not a curated record. Lineage: Eukaryota; Fungi; Ascomycota; Eurotiomycetes; Eurotiales; Aspergillaceae.
CCUUUUCACCCCUCCUGAUUCCUCAUCACAAUACUUAAAAAAAAUAUACAUAUCUUCAAUCUCCUCAAUUGCCUUCUUCCCUGAAAUCACUAUCCUCGUCCAAUCCACCAUCAGCCCUCCCUAACAAUGUCUACGUAAGCCCAUACUUACCUCCCCUUCCCCACCAUGCAUAUACCCCUCCAUCCCGCAGUCAACUAACAUGAUUACCAAAAGAAACAUCACCUUCCACGCCAGCGCCUUGACGCGCAGCGAACGCAGCGAACUCCGCAACCAACGCGGCCUCACAAUUUGGCUCACCGGUCUCUCCGCCUCGGGCAAAUCUACCAUUGCCGUCGAGCUCGAGCGCCAGCUCAUCCGAGACCGGGGAGUCCACGCCUACCGUCUCGACGGUGACAACAUCCGCUUCGGACUCUGCAAGGACCUCGGCUUCAGCGAGAAGGACCGCAACGAGAACAUCCGUCGGAUUGGGGAGGUCGCCAAGCUCUUCGCCGACAGCGCCACCAUCGCCAUCACCUCGUUCAUCUCGCCCUAUAUCGCGGACCGUCAAAUCGCGCGCGACCUGCACGAAGUCCCCACUCCAGGCGAGGAGACCGGUUUGCCCUUCAUUGAGGUCUUUGUUGAUGUUCCCGUUGAGGUUGCCGAGAAGCGUGAUCCCAAGGGUCUCUAUAAGAAGGCCAGGACGGGUGAGAUCAAGAAUUUCACUGGCAUUAGUGCGCCUUAUGAGAAGCCUCUCAAUCCUGAGAUACAUAUCGAGAAUUAUGAUUUGCCGGUUGAGGAUGCCGUGAAGCAAAUUGUGGAUUAUUUGGAUGCCCAGGGUUACUUGCCUCCUAAGAAGGAGUAGGUCUUCUCUUGUGUAUCUCUUUUUUCGUUUGCAUGUGGGUUUGUUCUUGUGGAUAUUUGCGAACUAGAUCUGUUAAAUCGGUGAUCUAUAUAUAGAAUUUUACUCCUUUUCGGGGUCUUCGAUUGUGUUUCAUUCAAGUUAUUCAAGAGUAUGAUGCGAAGCAAGUAAGCAAAGUAUAUACGCUACAAAACAAGGUAUCAAGUGUACCGUACCCAGACAGAUAUCCACAGGAUCAUUGCCCUCUAAUUGAGCUCGAAC